GCCAGCUCAAUGCUGUCACUUUGAGCUUCGUCAGUCUUGUAGAGUCGGUUGGUCUGCAUGCUUGUGUCUGUUUCUGUCUGUCUGCCGGCCGCUACCCGGUUUUCACAUUUGUAACCAUACUGCCGUUACCUUCUUCGAGUGCCCCACGUGUCUUCUCUCUAUUUCUGUUGAGACGCUUUCAACUUAUCGGCAUCCUCCCAAACUGGUACUUAGAUCAUGGCUGAUGUUUUAUCGAAACGCAAUCGUUUUAAAGUGGAUCGAGUCGCCACCAAGGGCGGGAAUUCUGAAGACGAUGGCGACGAUUCAUCGGAGAAGGGAAAUAGCUCGGAGGCGAUUGAAAUGGGCGAACGUCCUGGUUCAGCCGCAUCUAAUGACGGUGAACGAGCGUCCUCUCCGACCGCUCUUUUGUCCAAUACCAAUACCUACAUGACGAUGAACGAUAAUAGCCAGCGGACGUACGCCGCCACCAAGAGCUUGCGUCACCAACUGACCCGCGAAGCUCUGCCACGUUUGGACAACUAUCGCAACAUCCUUUCGAUUCAGGCCGGACAUCGACCAACUCUAGACGAACUUCACAAUGCCACAAUUCACGAAAAGCCGCAGGGAGAAAAAACCACUGAGGUUGUUUCCGAUAACCUUGUCAAAUUCGGGUGGAUCAAGGGAGUUUUGGUGCGAUGCUUACUCAACAUCUGGGGUGUCAUGCUUUUCCUUCGCCUUUCAUGGGUGGUCGGACAAGCCGGAAUAGGCGAAGGAGUAAUCAUUAUCACGCUAGCCUGCGUUGUUACUACCAUUACCGGACUAUCAAUGAGUGCCAUCAGCACCAACGGCAACAUCAAAGGCGGCGGGACCUACUACAUGAUCUCGCGAUCGCUCGGACCAGACUUUGGGGCUUCUAUUGGUGUUAUCUUUGCAGUAGCCAAUGCCGUGGCAGUGGCCAUGUACACCAUCGGCUUUUGCGAGUCGCUCAAUGACCUGCUAAAGACCUUUGAUCUCAAAAUCAUCGACAAUGGUGUCAAUGACGUCCGCAUUAUUGGUACAAUCACGAUCAUUUUACUGACUGGAAUUGUCGUCAUCGGUCUCGAAUGGGAGACGAAGGCGCAAAUUGUUUUGUUGGGCAUUUUGAUUGUCGCUCAAGUGGCCUUUGUCAUCGGAAGCAUCAUGGGCCCAAUGGACGACUCGGAAAAAGCCAAAGGGUUUGUGGGUUACAGCGGUGAACGAUUCGUUGAAAACUUUGGACCUGAUUACCAAUACAGCGAAGGCAAAGAACACAGUUUUUUUACCGUAUUUUCCGUCUUCUUUCCUGCCGCUACUGGUAUCUUGGCCGGAGCCAACAUUUCUGGAGAUCUUAAAGAUCCUCAAAAUGCUAUUCCAAAAGGAACCAUGCUAGCCAUUGUCAUUACCAGCUUGACUUAUGUUGGUUUCGCCAUUAUUUGUGGUGCCACAAUGAUGAGACAAGCCACCGGCAAUAUUGAAGACCUCUACAACGGUACUCUUACCAACUGCACCGAAGGUUGCGACUGGGGUCUUCAGAACAGUUUCCAAGUUAUCGAACUGGUUUCUGCUUUCGGUCCUUUAAUCUACGCCGGUUGUUUUGCCGCUACACUCAGCUCUGCCCUGGCCAGUCUUGUCUCUGCACCCAAAGUGUUCCAGGCCCUUUGCAAGGAUAAGCUUUAUCCUUAUUUGGGCCCCUUUGGUCGUGGUUACGGCAAGAACAACGAGCCCGUCAACGGAUACAUCUUGACAUUCAUCAUCGCUUUGGGAUGUAUCAUUAUAGCCGAGCUAAACGCCAUCGCCCCACUUAUCUCAAAUUUCUUUUUGGCCGCUUACGGACUGGUCAACUUCUCAACUUUCCACGCUGAGCUCGUCAAGCCUGUUGGAUGGAGACCCACUUUUAAGUAUUACAAUGGAUGGUUGAGUUUAAUUGGAGCCAUUCUUUGCUUGGCCGUCAUGUUCUUGAUGAACUGGCCCACCGCACUCGUCACUUUUGGUUGUCUAUUUGCAUUGUACCUGAUUAUCAUCUACCGCAAACCCGAUGUGAACUGGGGGUCAUCGACCCAGGCGCAGACAUAUAAGGCAGCCUUGAACAGUAUCCAAGAACUGGUGCACAUCGAAGAACACGUUAAGAAUUAUCGACCCCAAAUUCUCGUGCUGUCUGGUUUGCCCAGCGCUAGACCGCCUUUGAUCGAUUUUAGUUAUUCGAUUUGCAAGCAUUUGUCCAUGAUGGUUUGCGGACACAUUGUCAAGAACCCUUUGAACCAGCGUCUCCGCACUUCCUACACACAACGAAUGUAUCAUUGGCUGCGCGAUCACAAGAUUAAAGCUUUUUACAGUCUGGCCGAUAACACAGGUUUCAAAGAGGGAGCUCAGGCGUUAAUGCAGCUCAGUGGUCUAGGCAAGAUGAAACCCAAUUUGGUCUUGAUGGGUUAUAAACGAGACUGGAAUGUUUGCCCUGAAGAUGAUCUGAAUGCUUAUUUCGGAGUGAUCCAUGCUGCUUUUGACAUUUAUUUGUCUCUGGCUAUUCUGCGCGCCCCUGAAGGAUUAGACUUUUCUGGUCUAAUUGCUGAAUCUUACAUCACUCCUAUUCCGGUACCUAUUGCCGUACCGGGGGAACAAGAUGCCAUUCCGACCGUUUCGGCCGACGUAGCCGACGGAUCUGCUAGCCUAAAACCUUCAGCUAGUACCGCAUCUGGAUGGAGUGAAAAGAAAACCUUGAAUCAAUCUCAAGAAUCCCUUCAUUCUCACGGAAGUAGCGCUGAGCAGACCCCGCCCGGCACUCCGGCCAUGAAGCGUGCAAAUGAUUUGCAAGCUGAUUCGCUGGCCGGCUCCACCGCCGUCGUCAAUCACACUGGACUGGGACUGAAAAAGAAUAAGAAGAAGGGAUCCCGAGAAAACCUUUUUACCGAUCCAUCUGGGAAUCCUCUUCCCAAGGAACUCUUGAACAGCGUGACUCUCUUUCAACGGAAACAAAAGAAAGGAAUUAUCGACGUCUGGUGGCUAUACGACGACGGAGGACUGACGUUGCUCUUGCCCUACAUUCUAACAACCCGCCCCAAUUGGAGUUCGUGCAAACUGCGAGUCUUCUGUCUGGCCAACCGAAAAGAAGAAUUGGAUAGUGAACAAAGAAGGAUGGCCGCCAUGUUGUCUAAAUUUCGAAUCGACUUUUCCGACGUGAUUGUCAUCACCGACAUUGUCAAGAAAGCGUCUGAAUCAACGCGCAACUAUUUCGACGGGCUUAUCAAAAAUUUCGUCAAGAACGAAGACGGCCAGGACGCCAGAAUUACGGAAUCUGAAAUGAUCGCCCUUCGUGACAAAACCAAUCGCCAUAUGCGGCUACGUGAACAGCUGCUUCUCCACUCCAAAACUUCCAAUCUGAUUGUCAUGACGCUUCCAAUGCCUCGAAAGGGAACGGUGAGCGCGCCGCUUUACAUGGCCUGGCUCGAGUUAUUGACAGCCAAUAUGCCUCCCUUCCUGCUGGUCCGCGGUAACCAGACAUCCGUCCUCACUUUCUACUCGUAAAAAGAGAGAAGGAAACAAUGCGGAGCCUCCGCCCUGCUGAUCUGAAGGGGGCGAGAGAAAAAGAAACAGGACAACUUUCUUUGGGGUAGUGCGAGUGGUGCGAGUCGGAGCGAACAUCAGUGAAUUGUUGGAUAACAUCAACAAAUACUUUUUUAGUUUGACUACAUUUUCUGUAGUGCUGCUUUUAUUAUACCUCCACGACUCUACGUGUACUUAGAAAUAAGUAGGGAAAAAUGCCUUCAUCUAAUCCAGUCUACCAGCCAACUACAGUCACAUAUGAAAGACACAAGGAAUGGUCUACCAACUACAUCACUGAACGUGUCAUCCCAGGCUGUUAUCAGAAACCACACCUUCAACGAUUAUUGCUGGCUGGAGCUAUACUCCUUGCAAUUUUGGGACUUGGCCUUGCCAUUUAUGCUUUGGUAAAUGAUGUAAACACACACAAGGAUGAGUCUGACAUAGAGCCCAUGCCAACAUUUGAUGACAACUCGGAAGAGAACAUUGAGCAAGAGGAAGUUCCAGAGACUGAUGCCAAUCACGAUCAUGAAACAAAUGUCAUCUUAGGGUCAAUUGGCAUUUGCUUGAUCCUCAUUAGUCUAGUGAUGUAUGUGGUAUUCCUAAAGCUAAAAGGAAUGUGUCGAGGAUUUUUACCCCAGCACCACAAUCCAAGAGCUGGCAACUUGAAUACUUCUGGUGGACAACCAGUUCACAGCGAAGCAAGCCAUCAAUCGGCGAUCAGCUACAAAGGAGUACAGCAAGAACCUGGUGCUCUCAAUCUUGAACCAGCUGCUCCUGUUGAAGAAGAGAGACACUCUUUGAUGGAUAGCAAAUUUCAAAGUGAGGAUACAGAGCGGAUGAUGGAUGACGAUCCACGUAUUGUUCUUAAGCCACUCCGCACGGCGGAAGAGGCUUAGAUCGAACCAAGCAAUUAUAAAACCAUCAUCACUAAAACAUCCCAUUCGUACAUCCCAUUCCUUCAUACUAAGUACCGAAGCCGAACAUUCUACCGAAGCUCCCCCGAUUCCCAAGCGUCGUCGCAGCACGCCUAGCCGCUUUUGCAAGCGCGGUCGAAUCGGCGCUCCUCUUGCUUCUACAGAAACUCUUUCCCCUUCGCUAGCCUCUUCAUUCUGCUCCCAGGACAUAAUUUUCUUUGACGACCAGUCCAGUUGUCAUGGUGACAUGGAUGAAUCCAGUUACUCGCAGGUGCCCUCGUUAUGCUUGCAGCCUUCACCUGUACCUAGCCACCAUAGCGGGGGUCAUAGCGUUUAAAUUGAGAAUUGCACUAGCGUCUCGGAAUUCGAUUUAAUAUCCAGCUCGCCCUAUUUCUCUUUCACUAAUUUUCUAAUUACCGUUGCCUUGAAAUGAUUCUUUGUAAUUGUUUCCAAUCUCAAAAUUUGCGUGAAUUUCUCAAUAUUUUAACAUUUGUAUUUCUCUAACAUGACGCAGCUUGUUUUCUUUUUUUUUUGUCUCCCAUUUUUCACUAAUCUCGCACAAAGGCAAAAUUUUGCCUGAUGGGUUCUACUAAUAAUGGGUACAUCAGGUUGUUUCCUCGUUGCGUUCGUUAAAUGUCUUUUGUUUCCCUUUAUUGUGUUCUGUUCUCCACGUAUAGGCACUUUGCAGUUUAUGACGAUUUGUUAACCAAUUUAAGUACUGUCACGUGCAAAGAAGGGCCAGAUGUAAUCAAUCGUCUGUGAAUGAUUCUGAAUUGUGAACGCUCUACACAUUUGUACUACUUUUAUAAUAUUGUUUCCUCACAAUCGAUCACAUGACAUGCCACAAAAUACACGUCAAGCCACGAUUA
Messenger RNA from Daphnia pulicaria, 5317 nucleotides. RefSeq names its product bumetanide-sensitive sodium-(potassium)-chloride cotransporter-like (gene Ncc69). The record is from RefSeq and is a predicted model, not a curated record. NCBI's taxonomy places the organism in Eukaryota, Metazoa, Arthropoda, Branchiopoda, Diplostraca, Daphniidae. The transcript is spliced from 23 exons. The coding region runs from base 217 to 3516 and encodes 1099 amino acids. Gene Ontology annotation, biological process: sodium ion transmembrane transport; potassium ion import across plasma membrane; cell volume homeostasis. Gene Ontology annotation, molecular function: sodium:potassium:chloride symporter activity. Gene Ontology annotation, cellular component: membrane.